UUGCCCUCCAUCAUCCAAACUUCACACACCAAGAUCAGAAACAUCAAUUCCAAAAAAGCAAUAGUAACCACAAAUCCAACAUGAAGACCUUCCUCACCGUUGUCCUCCUUGCCAUGGUGAUGAGCAUCGUCACUACCGCUAGGCAACUAAACCCUAGCAGCCAAGAGUUGCAAUCACCACAACAACCAUUUCUGAAACAACAAUCAUAUCUGCAGCAGCCAUAUCCACAAAACCCAUAUCUACCGCAACAACCAUUUCCAGUGCAGCAACCAUUUCCCACACCCCAACAAUAUUUCCCCUAUCUACCAGAGGAAUUGUUUCCCCAAUAUCAAAUACCAACCCCCCUACAACCACAACAACCAUUCCCCCAACCACCCCAACAACCUCUUCCUCGGCCCCAACAACCAUCCCCCUGGCAACCACAACAACCAUUCCCCUCGCAACCACAACAACCAUUUCCCCAGCCUCAACAACCAUUUCCCCUGCAACCACAACAACCAUUCCCCUGGCAACCACAACAACCAUUUCUGCAGCCCCAACAACCAAUUGCGCAGCAACCACAACAAUCAUUCUCGCAGCAACCACAACAACCAUUCCCUCUUUUCUUGGCUAUCGAAGCAGAUUCUGAGAAGGGUAUGUGCAUUAUUGGGAAUAAGCUUGUAAGCCACAGCCAGGCAGCAAGGUACACGGGACUCGGGGCGACCCUCGUCGAUGCAGCCAUGGUGAAGAAAAUGCUCGACACCGUGCCGGACCGGCUAUACACCGUGGUGGCCGCCAUCGAGAAGUUCUGUGACACUCAUGCGUCCGUUUAG
Molecule: messenger RNA, 812 nt
Organism: Hordeum vulgare subsp. vulgare (domesticated barley)
Lineage: Eukaryota; Viridiplantae; Streptophyta; Magnoliopsida; Poales; Poaceae
Product: gamma-gliadin-like
Exons: 4
Coding region: 81-812 (243 amino acids)
Source: RefSeq, a predicted model, not a curated record